Drepanopeziza brunnea f. sp. 'multigermtubi' MB_m1 is the source of this 819-nucleotide messenger RNA. RefSeq lists its product as uncharacterized. Gene Ontology annotation, molecular function: hydrolase activity, acting on halide bonds, in C-halide compounds. The record is from RefSeq and is a predicted model, not a curated record. Lineage: Eukaryota; Fungi; Ascomycota; Leotiomycetes; Helotiales; Drepanopezizaceae.
AUGGCUUCCAAAUCUGACAUCUUUCAAUCGCCGCCCAAAGCGUUGACCUUCGAUGUUUUCGGGACUGUGGUCAACUGGAGAGACACCGUAGUAUCCAAACUCAUCCAGAGCGCAGCGGCAAAGACUUCCCCCUCGUCGUCCCGAUCAGCAGACCUCUCGUCAGAAGUCCGCAAGAGGCUCUCGGAACUAGACGACGACGACUGGGCCCGAUUCGCAGCGGAGUGGCGUAAGUCAUACUACCUCUUCACGCAGGCGUUCGUGCCGGGGGAGACCAGGUGGCGAGACAUCGACACGCACCACCACCUCGCCCUCAUCGAGCUGCUGCAGAGAUGGGGCCUCGAGGGCCUGUACACCGCCGACGAGCUGGAAGAGCUGAGCCGCGUCUGGCACUUCCUGGAUCCCUGGGAAGACUCGUCUCCCGGGUUGCGCAAGCUGGGGACGAAGUUCGUCACGUCGACGCUGUCGAAUGGCAACCAGGCGCUUCUGAAGGACUUGCGGGAGCAUGGGGACCUCAGGUUCGAGAAGUUGCAGUCUUCGGCUGACUUUAAGGCUUACAAGCCGCAUCCUUCGGUCUACCAGGGGGCUGCAAAGGCGAUGGGGCUGCAGACGAGCGAGGUGGCAAUGGUCGCCGCGCAUUUGGCCGACCUCAAAGGCGCGAGGCAGGAGGGGUUCAAGACGAUCUAUGUCGACAGGCCUCAAGAGGAAGCUUGGAGCCAUGAUUCAGAGGAGUAUAAAGAUGCCAAGGAGUGGGUUGAUAUCUGGGUCAAGCAGGACGAAGGCGGCUUCUUGGAGCUAGCUAGGAGGUUCGGUAUCAACUAA